Molecule: messenger RNA, 1868 nt
Organism: Morus notabilis
Lineage: Eukaryota; Viridiplantae; Streptophyta; Magnoliopsida; Rosales; Moraceae
Product: putative BPI/LBP family protein At1g04970
Exons: 6
Coding region: 305-1780 (491 amino acids)
Molecular function (GO): lipid binding
Source: RefSeq, a predicted model, not a curated record
GUGGUAGGUGCACUUGGCACUUGCAAACACCAAUCCGAUAAUUGUCUUUGUAAAACUGUGAAAUCAAAACAACAAUAAAAAAAAAAAAAAAAAAAAAAGAUUUCCAAAAACUUUGACCAAAAAAACUUGUCCUGCUACUUCAACUCUCAAGUAUCACCAAUUUCUGCACGAAACAGAGAUUAAUAUGUGAACAAAACAUCAUUCUCCAAACUACCCAUUUUCCUUCAUCCUCCGAUAAAACAUAUUCCAAUUCUCUUAAUGGUUGAUUCUCUCUGUAGUUGCCAUAAUUCCACUGUUUUCUCAAAUGGGUUUCUUGUCAAUCUUCACGGAUUCCGAUAUUCGGCCUUUGCUUCUACUUCUUCUGUUUUUCGUCCCCACAAGUACCCAAGAACAAGGAUUCGCCUCUGUGCUGAUAUCCGAUAAGGGUCUUGCCUUUGCCAAGGAUUUCUUGAUUAAGAAAGCGAUUUCCUCUAUGAUUCCUCUUCAGCUUCCUACAGCUGAGAAGAAAGUGAACAUUCCAGUACUUGGCAAAGCUGAUGUCGUUUUGUCUAAUAUAACAAUCUACAGCGCUGAUGUCCCUUCGUCGUAUGCCAAGACUGGUGGGACUGGUGUCGUUUUGAUUAUCUCAGGUGCCACUGCAAACUUGACCAUGAAUUGGAGAUAUUCUGGAAAAAUUUUGUUUGUUGAUGUUUCUGAUCAUGGGAUUGCCACUAUUAAGGUUGAAGGUAUUGACGUGGGAAUGACCAUGGCUUUGGAAGACCAAGAAGGAACUCUCAAAGUGUCCAUUUUGGAAUCUGGAUGCUACGUUAGAGGUCUGUCCAUAAAGAUGGAAGGUGGCGCGUCUUGGUUUUACCAGGGUUUAGUUGAUGUUUUUGAAGACAUAAUACGGUCUGCAGUCGAAGAUGCUAUUUCCAGCAAUAUCAAAGAAGGGGUAACAAUGCUUGACUCGCUAUUGCAGACACUUCCUAAAGAAAUUCCUGUACAUGAUAUUGCUGCUAUGAAUGUUACAUUUGUCGGCGACCCCGUUUUGAGCAAAUUUUCCAUUGAACUUGCUAUCAAUGGUUUAUUUACGGGUAUUGAUAAUCUCGGUUCCAGCUUUUAUGGUAAAGGAUUGGUAGAUCUUGUUGACUACAAUGCUUCUAAUAAGAUGGCCGUGAUGUUGUUACAUGAAAAAGUUUUCAACUCGGCGGCCUCAGUUUUCUUCAACGAAGGUUACAUGCAAUGGACUGUUAAUGAGGAACAACAUCAGUCAUUGUUGAAUACUUCUAGUUGGAAAUACAUAGUUCCUCAACUGUACAAGAAGUAUCCAAAUCAUGCGAUGGAACUUGACAUUUCUGCAACUUCUCCACCAAUCAUUAUAAUUUUGAGUAACGAGGUUGAGGCUACAAUUUACUUGGAUGUCACAAUUGCUGUUUUAGAAUCUUCUGAGGUUGUCCCGGUUGCGUGCAUAGCUCUGGAGAUUACUGCCUCCUGUUUGCCAAAAAUAAUGGGGACUUAUCUGAUGAGUACGCUUAAACUGAAGGACUUUACAACAUCUUUGAAGUGGAGCAAAAUCGGGAACCUUCACAUCCGUUUAACGAAGUUUGUUAUGUCAAUCAUCCUCAAAACAGUCAUCUUACCCUACGUGAACUCGAACCUUCAGAAAGGACUGCCAGUGCCAAUUGUUGAAGGUUUUACACUUGAGAAUGCCGAAAUCUCAUGCACUGAUACAGAGCUUGUAAUAUCUAGCGAUGUUUCGUUCGUAGAACAAUGGCAUUCCCUUAGCAGGAAGUUUGUGUAAAAGCCAAAAAUUUGCUUUAAGCUGAUGUAUAUGCUACAGGUACAUUUGUAAUCUUGUGUAAAUGGUUUCAUGAAAGUAGAAUCCAGAU